AUGGAAAAUAAGAGAAAGGCUACCGGUGCAAAUGGCAUCGAAUCCUCGGCAAAUGAUCCUAAUGACCGAGCUGCUAAGCGUCGCAAACUAGUUGAGGAAUUCGGUGACCUUUCGAAUGGCGAGACUACUGAAUCAACUACCGCGUACGGAUUAAGCAUUUUAGAAUCAAUCAGAGCUACUACCGACAAAAAUGGCCGUCCAGUUUCUCCUUAUUUCGAGAAACUACCUUCUCGAAGCAAGGACCCAGAAUACUACAAGAAAAUACGGCUCCCCCUUUCCCUUGAAUCGAUCGAGCAAAAGCUGAAAAAGGGCGAAUAUACCAAUCUAUCUGCUCUAGAGGGUGACCUCAAGCGUAUGGUUCAAAAUUCGAAAGAGGUCAGCGAGCGCAAUUCGACAACUUUUGGCGAUGCCGAACGAGUACGUAAAGCUGUUAGCAACUUGAUGACGAAGCACAACCCUGCGUAUAAGACUGGCAGCUAUACGGCUGUUGCUACUCCACUACCCCCGACGCCCGAGCCCGAAGAUAAUGAAGGAGAAGAAGAUAAUGGAGGAGAAGAAGGAGAGGCAGAAGAUGAAGCAGAAGAUGAAGAAGAAGGAGGAGAAGAUGAAGAAGAUGAAGGAGAGGAAGGAGAAGCAGAAGGAGACGAAGAGGAAGAAGGAGAAGGGGGAGGAGACGAAGGAGAUGAAGAUGCCGAGGACGAGGGAGACAAAGAAAAGGAGGCUAGCGUAGAGAAUGUACAAGCCAGCCGGGAAACCGAUGCGGAUGAAGCAGGUCAAGAAGAUGAAGAUCAAGAAGAAGAGGAUGAAGAAGCUGAGAAUAACGAAGCUGAAGGUGAGGAUGGUGAGGAAGAAGACGAAAUUGAUGGAAUUGAUGACGAGGAUGAGGAAGCUGACGAGGACAACGAGGAUGAAGAGGACGAAGAUGGAGAAGAUGGCGGCGAACCAAGCCCGGCAGUCCGAAAACGACGACGACCCGGCCGACCGCCUAAGAAUCCUGUUGCACACGCUCGAAAAAUUGCAAAUCGUGGACCGACGCCAGGCAAAGCCGAUACUCACUAUGAAGGUGUACCGUACAAGGGCUUGACGUUUCAGCAAGCGCAGGAAAAGAUUGUAGAGGAAUUACUCCGAAAGAAAGAUGAUACUGGCGAAUAUCCGUACUUCGAGCCGUUCAUUUACUUGCCGCCUCGAUCGCUUAAAGACUAUUACGAGAUCAUCAAGGAGCCUCUAUCGCUCAAGGCUCUGCAGAAACAAGUCCGAGGUCAGCAUGGUAGAGGAGGGGCAACAUACGUGACAGAUUUCAAGAGCUGGCUUGCUUUUGAGGAUCAGGCCAGCUUAAUCUGGAAGAAUGCCUACCAUUACAACGAAGAUGGAAGCGAGAUCUCACUCAUGGCCCAGGAGCUUGAGAAACUAUUUCAAGAGCAAUUGAAAGAAGCUAAGCUGCAUGUUCCAGAGCCGCCUCAGCCACAGCCGAAGAUUAAGUUAAAGAUGCCACCCAACUCAGAGACUCCCGUACAUCCUAAGAAGAUUACUAUCCAUGUUGGCGGUAAAAACAGUGCCACGGGAUCGCCAGCCCCGGCGACAGGCCAAUCUGGAGAAGAAGAGGUCACCCGCAAUGGCACACCCGUUAGUAGAAACCCGUUUGGUGGUUCGACAGCAACUCCAGUCAGCUUAAGUCAACUUGAGAAGGCCAGAAGCAUGUCAGCGUCUGCAGGCCCUCCUAGUCCGUCGGCCGCAGCGCUAACGAAAUCUGAGGACGCCGUUCGACCGUCACCGGCGUUUACAACUCAUCAGCAUUUUGCACCACCGGUGAUACCGCCUGCGUCAAAUGCUGUACCAAACGCCCUGCCAAACACUCUGCCUAACGUUGUGCCAAAUGGUGACAUUCCUACGCCGCCACCAGCUCCAAAGUUAUCAGCUGCUGAAAUCCUCGAAGCUCAGAAGUAUCGGCCGCGUCCAAUCAAACAAUCUGAAGCUAUUAUGCCCAGUCUCGUCAUCAUGUCUCAUCCUGAGCUUCAGAUUGAGAAUCGAAUGUUAAUCACCAUUCCGGCUAGUCCAACUGAAACCCAGCAGGAAUUGGUUCUGAAUGCUCCCACCAGCUACUAUCGUCUCCGACUUAAGCCAGAGGUGGCAUCCUUUUUGGAGGCUGAGCAGCGUGAAUGGAAGUUGAAUGUGAUACACAAUGGUGCGCGCUUAUACCCUCCCCAAAUUCAGCCUAACAAGCCAGGUGAAUUGGUUUUCGACGUUACUCUACAGUUCGGUCUCAACCGAAUCGAAGUGUCUUUAGUGGCAGCCCUUCCGAAAGGCCAGAAGGCACCGAAUGGGUUAACCAUGGAAAUGGAGAAGUUCGUGGUGCACUUAAACGUGCUCAGACACUGA
Molecule: messenger RNA, 2376 nt
Organism: Daldinia caldariorum
Lineage: Eukaryota; Fungi; Ascomycota; Sordariomycetes; Xylariales; Hypoxylaceae
Product: Bromodomain-containing protein
Exons: 6
Coding region: 1-2376 (791 amino acids)
Biological process (GO): chromatin remodeling
Cellular component (GO): RSC-type complex
Molecular function (GO): protein binding
Source: RefSeq, a predicted model, not a curated record